Messenger RNA from Penicillium chermesinum, 2268 nucleotides. RefSeq lists its product as uncharacterized. The transcript is spliced from 3 exons. The record is from RefSeq and is a predicted model, not a curated record. NCBI's taxonomy places the organism in Eukaryota, Fungi, Ascomycota, Eurotiomycetes, Eurotiales, Aspergillaceae. The coding region runs from base 1 to 2268 and encodes 755 amino acids.
AUGGGUCGUAUGAGCCUCCGCGCCACGAUCCGAGCGCCGGUGCGUUAUGGCGAUGAUGUGGUCGAUCCCAAAAACGCUGCUCUCUACAAAUCGAUCCGAGCGUCUCGCGAAGAAAAUAAUGACAGACGAGGAUCUCCAUCGCCACUUCCAUUUGCCCACCGUCGUCCAUCCUCCCCGAAGCCGACCUCCACUCCGUUCGAUCCUACUUUGCCCCCUGCUGCGUUCCCAUCUUUACCAUUUGGCCCAAAGCCUGCCCAACAGCCCGCCGAGCAGUUUGCCGAGCAUGAGGGAGAAGCUAAUCAGAGUGAUGAAGAUGUUGAUGAGUCGGACGAUCCUCUGAAUCUUUUGCCAUGGAACCAACUGGAAAAUCUUCGUUCCAGCAACUCUGAACAUAAUGUUACUUAUGUCACGAAUAUGGAGAAUACGGCUCCUUCUCCCAAAAAUGGGACCCGUGUGUUUGAAGAUAGCGAUCUUGAAGAGCCAAUCGACGACUCGGAAAAUCUUGGCGCAAAGAUUGUUCAAAAUAUUAAGAAAGAGGCAAACUGCAAGCAACUUCUCGACAAGCUCGAUCUCACUGAUGAAGACGUGAGCAAGUACAAGGCUUAUCUCUCGACUCGGGUCCAGCAAGAUCGGCGAGAGAACCUUCGUCUGGCUGAGAUGCGUUUCAUCCAGCUACAACAUCUAUUGGCAUUUGACAAUAGUGAUAUCAAGAAUCACAAGGUGCCUCUGCAGCUUGUACUCCGCCAAGUAUCGAAGAAAGCUCAAGACAGUUUGAAGGACACAAUAUCUGGAUCUGUCCAUGUCAACUUGUGUCAGUCAGUGGAUGUCCUAGUAGCCAGGCAGUUUUUGCUACGACGGGGCCUCUCUAAAGCAUUCGCCGGUGAAUGGGGUCAUGGCAUGGUCGAGUUGCAAGAAUCCGUGGAGCACGAACAUGAUGAGCCGGAGAUAUUUCAAUGGAAAGAAGACCUGACAGGAAAGUGCGAGAUCGAGUUGCAGCAGAUCUCCAAUCGAACUCGAUAUUCCUCGCCUCCUGACACGCGGGCCGAGACUACUUGGACACGAGAACUGAAAGGUGAAAAAGGCCCAGGUGGAGUGCAAUACGUUAACCCACGCGACCUGUACCUGCAGGAUCCUGAAACCAAUGUACCGGUCCAUCGUUCGAAUGCUUUGAGCAGGGGUCACCCAUCGAACUGGCGCCCACCCAGUGACCGCGGACUGGAGCGAGUUUCACCAAGUUUCCGCGCAUUUGUCCGCCCGCCGCAGCAAAGUCCCAAAGGUGAACCACUUAGCUUCUCCCCAGACAAAAUCAAUGACUCUAACGGCGGGCUUCGAUUAGAAGUUUCGGCUGGAGGACGCGCGGUGGUUCGUCAUCGAAUCAUUAACAAAGGAAUUCCCUAUGAACAUGCCCUCCCAAGUAUUGAACAGACAGAAUCCCUGGAGCAAACCGAAACUAUCCCCGAGUAUGUCCAAACGACGCCCAGCCGCGCUCCCGCACGGCAUGAAGAAAUGAUCGACGAGCCUGUUGGCGAUGGGACUUCCUCCAUGACAUUCCCAUAUGUUAGCGCCGCGCUCGAGAAGCCGUCUCCACCCACGACCAAAGUGCCUCUGAUGCGCGUGCUGGCGCCAAGCUGGAAGGUUUUUGCUAUGGACCACACCAUCGCCCAGCGGCGCUUUGAAGCUGCUAUUAAUGAAGCUCAUCUGGAAUCUAUUCAGGCUCGUGAGAAAGCCCGAGAGGCCCGCGAGGCCCGCGAGGCCGAAAAUGAGACCAGGACUCAGAAUCUGCCUCAUGUCAACCGUAUGGCCGCGCGCAGUAUGUCUCCCCAGUGUGCAGAAAACGAGAAAAAUGCGAUGAGUGCUGUCCGUUACGCACCUCUGAUCGAAGGCACUCCCAAUAAGCUGGACGACUUUUUUCUGGAGACGGGGGAGAGCUUCCCGCCCUUGAACCCUGUCGAAGAUGGCGAGCCCCUUGAUGAAAGCUGGCUGUCUGAGUGGAGGUGUACUUGUGGCUUGGAUUCAGAGCUGGGACUCAGUGAUCAUCACGAGCCGAGUGAUUGUUUGGAUUUAGAGGCGAAGGAGACGACAUCGUCGGUCGCUGGUACGGAGCAUGAGCCUGGUGAUAAAACGCAUGUUUACGAGGAAAGCCAAACUGAAGAACUCACUGAUGACCAGGAGAAACAGGUUGUCCGAGGAAGCAAAAUUGAAGACUCCGAAGGGGUUGAUGGAGGUGAUGGAGUGCUGGAUGAGGUCAUCUUGAUUCAAAUUUACUAA